Striga hermonthica is the source of this 286-nucleotide messenger RNA. The record is from the annotation of a GenBank genome assembly. NCBI's taxonomy places the organism in Eukaryota, Viridiplantae, Streptophyta, Magnoliopsida, Lamiales, Orobanchaceae.
ACACAUCCUCUACUCCCACAGUCAAUCAACCUGAUCCCCCAAACAAUCAAUCAAUUACUGACAAUCAACCAAUUCCCACGGCCAACCAACCCGAUCCAACAAAUAAUGAACAAAUUUCUGAUACUUCCACCUCAAGAAGGUCUUCCAGAAAAAGAAAUAUACCCUCUUACCUUCAUGUGUACAAACAUUCUCUUCCUCCAUCCAAUAACCUUGCCUACAGUAAGGAUCAUGAUGACAUUUCUGGUACAUCUCAUAACACUAUCAAAAAUCCCAUUGAACAUCAUCU